AUGACUGCUCCUAUUAGCAGUAACGGAUCUUGGAUUCUGACCAAUAUCAUCAGUAGUAGGAGUAAUGUUAAUUUGGUCCAGCAGGAAUGGCAUGAUAUGAUGAAGAAAAAUAAAUUCUCAAUGAGCAGGGUGUAUCAUAAUUUGGUGGAGGACAACAAUGGAGUGGAAUGGAGUCAUUUGCUCAUGAAUAAUUUUGCUCGUCCGUGUGCUGUGGUUGCUUGUUGGAUGGCCUAUCACAAUUGGUCAGAAACAAAAAUGAGAUUGAUGAAUUUGGGCUUGGUGCAGAACAGUGUGUGCAACAUAUGUGAAAAGGAGAACAAAACGCAGGAUCACAUCAUGUUUGCUUGCAGAAUUUUGAAGGACAUUUGGAAACAAGUGCUAAAUUGGAUGAACAUAGAUCAUCAACCUCUUGAGUGGAAAGAAGAGGUUGGCUAG
This is a messenger RNA of Lathyrus sativus (Indian pea), 435 nucleotides long. Lineage: Eukaryota; Viridiplantae; Streptophyta; Magnoliopsida; Fabales; Fabaceae. The record is from the annotation of a GenBank genome assembly.